Molecule: messenger RNA, 2968 nt
Organism: Cicer arietinum (chickpea)
Lineage: Eukaryota; Viridiplantae; Streptophyta; Magnoliopsida; Fabales; Fabaceae
Product: cell division control protein 48 homolog C-like
Molecular function (GO): ATP hydrolysis activity; ATP binding
Source: RefSeq, a predicted model, not a curated record
UUAUCCAACUUAUGGUGUUUUGAAAAGAAAAAGAAAAAACAAAAGGUCUUAGUAGAAUGGGAGGCUCAAACCCUAGUAAUAAUAAUAUAAACACUUAAAAACAUAAUAAUAAAAAUCUCUCACUUAAGUGCGAGUGUUUAUGAGAUUGAAUAACAUGGGAAGAAGAAACGGUGGUGGCGGAGGCGGAGGCGGCGGCGGCGGAGGAGGAAGGUCUCUCCAAUUUGCUCUCCGCCGUCGAGUGGAACACUGCAAAUCAAAAUACACAACAGCCGAAGAAAUCGUGGAUCAUCUUCGCUCAAAUUACCCUGAUUACCAACGAACUAAGUACCAAACACUCAUUCGAUUUGUUCACGAUGCUCUUCAAUUUUCCAACAACACUCCCACACGGAACAAUAAUCAAAACAACAACAAUGACAACGAAAACGACGACGACGAAGAAAUUCGAACAUCUUCUCGAAAGAGACGCAAAGAUACCAUUGAUGAAGCUGAAGAUAGAUUGCGAAAGAUGGAAGAACGUCACAUCAAAACAAGGAUGAGCACGCAGGUUCCAUCAACCUCCUCCGAUUCUACUUCCGGCAACAGUGACGAUGAUGACGACGAAGACGGAGCAGUUUCGACCUCGGAGGACGCAAUUUACGGUGAGAAAGUUGAACCUGCUUUUGAUUUGAUGAAAGACAUGCUGAGAAAUUCAUACACAGGAACCAAAUCAGUUCCUAUGGUAGAAGAAAAUAACGUUGAAUUGGAUAUGGGAAAUACCAGUAAAGCCACUAUUGCUGUUAAUAUGGAUGGCGGUGAAGCUAAGUCGGUCACAAAAGGUGAAAAAUUGAAGGGUUCGGCUUCUAACAAUGGCGGCGGCGGCGGCGGCGGUGGUGGUGAUGAUGGGGUGAAAGAAAAAGAAGGGCCUAGGUUUAAGGAUUUGGGUGGGAUGAAGAAUAUUUUAGAGGAAUUGAUGAUGGAUAUUGUGUCAUUGUGUAAUCCUCAAUUGCCUAGACAUUUAGGAGUGAGACCAGUGACUGGAAUUUUGUUGCAUGGACCACCUGGUUGUGGAAAGACUAGACUUGCUCAUGCUAUUGCUAAUGAAACUGGUCUUCCUUUCCAUCAUAUUUCAGCUACUGAGGUGGUUUCUGGAGUCUCAGGUGCAUCUGAAGAAUAUAUUAGAGAUCUUUUCAGUAAAGCAAAAAGGACUGCUCCGUCAAUUGUCUUUAUUGAUGAGAUUGAUGCAAUUGCUUCAAAAAGAGAGAAUUUACAGCGUGAGAUGGAGAAACGAAUUGUCACCCAGUUAAUGACUUCCAUGGACGAGCCAGAGAGUUCUGAUGAAUCUCAUGGCUAUGUUCUUGUAAUUGGAGCCACAAAUAGGCCUGAUUCGCUUGACCCUGCUCUUAGACGGCCUGGUCGGUUUGAUCGUGAGUUUUUUGUUGGUGUUCCUGAUGAAUCUGCCAGGGAGGAGAUCCUUUCUGUGCUUACUCGCAAUCUUAAACUUGACGGUUCGUUUGAUCUGCACAAAAUAGCUAGGUCUACACCAGGAUUUGUUGGUGCUGAUUUGGCAGCUCUGGCUAACAAAGCUGGUAAUCUGGCAAUGAAGAGGAUAAUUGAUGAAAGGAAACGUGAAUUAUCUCAAGAUCUCACAAGUGAGAAUACUAAAAGCUGGUGGAGGGAACCUUGGUUGCCUGAAGAAAUAAAUAAGCUUGCUAUCAAAAUGUCUGAUUUCGAGGAGGCAGCCAAAAUGGUGCAACCUUCAGCAAGAAGAGAAGGGUUCUCGUCCAUUCCUAAUGUUAAAUGGGAAGAUGUCGGUGGACUUGAUUCCUUAAGGCGUGAGUUUGAUCGCUACAUUGUAAGGCCUAUAAAACAUCCUGAGUGUUAUGAGAACAUUGGGAUGAAUCUUGAGUCUGGAUUUUUGCUUUAUGGACCUCCAGGUUGUGGUAAAACACUGAUUGCCAAGGCAGUUGCCAAUGAGGCGGGAGCUAAUUUCAUUCAUAUUAAGGGACCUGAGCUUCUAAAUAAAUAUGUUGGGGAAAGCGAGCUUGCAGUGCGAACAUUGUUUAGUCGUGCAAGGACUUGUGCACCAUGUGUACUUUUUUUUGAUGAGGUUGAUGCUUUGACUACUGAGCGUGGUAAAGAAGGUGGAUGGGUUAUUGAAAGACUGUUGAACCAGUUGCUUAUUGAGUUAGAUGGUGCAGAGCAACGGAGGGGUGUUUUUGUGAUUGGUGCAACAAAUAGGAUGGAGGUGAUGGACCGCGCUCUCUUACGGCCUGGUAGGUUUGGCAAACUGCUUUAUGUUCCUCUUCCAAGCGCAGACAACCGUGUUUUGAUAUUGGAAGCUCUUGCAAGGAAUAAACAUAUUGAUUCCAGUGUGGAUUUGAGUGUCAUUGGAAGAAUGGAGGCAUGUGAAAACCUUAGUGGUGCUGAUCUUGCAGAAUUGAUGAAUGAAGCAGUAAUGGCUGCUCUUGACGAGAAGUUGGACUCGACUGAGACAACCAACGAUACAUUGACCAUUAGGGCAAGUCAUUUUGAGGUAGCACUAAGUAAAGUCUCUCCCUCUGUGUCAGACAAGCAAAGGAAGUACUAUCAGCUUUUGUCAGAGAAAAAUAAAGCAGCAUGAGCUGCGUGGGUAGCAUUAUUAUUGAAUUUUUUUGGGAGCAGCGAAGACGGUACUAUCAGCAUUUGUUAAAGAGCCUUAAAGCAGCAUGAGCGGCACGGGUGGCAUGACAAUAACUUCUUUUGUUUCUUUGCAGUAGGUGAUUAUUAUCAUAUGAGGAAAAGGUGAAGGAAACCAUUUUUGUUAGAGCAAAGUGAAGUAGAUUUGUAUUUUUGCUUAUUUAUGAUAGUUACAUUUUUGCUGCAAUCAAGAUUCAAUUUUUGUCGAGUGGUUGUAAUUUAUGAUUCAUUUAUUCCUUUCACAUUGCAUGGAAUUUGUUGCACACAAUGCUAGAAUAUCAAUAAGAGAAAUGUUGAGUUUGAAUUUGCAUCA